GAUGUUCAAAGUGUUGUGUGUUAUGGCUUUGACUUCUUUAAGGUCAGACCAAAUUAUUUUCUUCUUCAUCUUAAGAAUAGAAAUUUUCAUACCUAUUUUGGCACUAACAAUUAAAGGGGCUUGUCAAGACUGCUGACUGCUGUAGUGCAAGUACUCACUAAAUUUUUAGAAUCUUUCCAUCUUUUUUCAUACAACAAAUACAUGUUAACUUGAGCAAAAUAUAUCCUCUUAGUAACUUCACCCACGCGCAUUUAGUUGUAGUAACCCCACGGCUCUAUAAAUACCCAAUCAACAACAACGUGGCACAACACGAGAAAUAAAGAGCGUGAUAAUAUGAAGUUCUUCCACGCGAGUUGUAAGAAAGAAGAGAAAAAAAAUGUUUUUAGUAGGAAAAACACAAGAACAAAGAAGAGAGACAAAGAGAGAAAAGUGGGUAUUAUCAAUUCUUGAUUCUGAACUGUGAUUUCUUGGUGAAAGAGGGAAGUGGUAUUAUCAAUCCUUGAAAUGCAAAGAGAAGGAAGAGGAAGUUAACAUGGGUAUCAAGAAAAACCAACCUAAUUUCAUGUAGUAUGAAUUUGAACUUGAGGUGUGAAGCUUCAAGUUUCCAACUUUAGAAAAAAGGUGACACAUUUAUGGUAUGUUUUAGGUUUUCUCUGGAAUUCUUGAAGUUUCAACUUAUUGAAUUUGGAAUAACGUUGUGGGUUUUCUUGGAAUUAUAGGGAGGUGACUUUGCUGGAAAUGGAGAGUUUUGUUAAGUAAUGGUUUUGAUGGGAUUUUAGGUAUGGAGUCUUAUUAGGACUUGGGGGUUGAACUUUUUUUCAAGAUUGGGUUUUGGAGGGAGAGUUAGUUGAGAAAUUUGGAUUUCUGGUGGUGACCUCACUCAGCCCCUUUAAAUCUUGUACUGUUACAAGUUAGGAUUUUGGAGAUUUGAUUUGAUUUGGCAAUGAAAAGAUUGCUAUUAGAGGAAUUCAAUGUAGUUUCCAAGUAAGCUUUUUGGAGUUGGGAGGGAAGAAAACCCUAAUUGAGUUGUGGAUUGGGGUUCUGACCCUGACAUUCUCUGUUUUCGACCAGUGGAAACUUUAUAGUCUUUGCUUUUUGUGUAUGGAAUUUAUGCUCUGACAGAUAUGCAACCACCACAUCAGCAUUCACGGAUCAAUCUUGCCGAAUUGAAAGCUCAAAUAGUGAGGAAACUCGGACCAGAUGAGUCGAAACAGUACUUCUAUUACUUGAAUAGGUUGCUAAGCUUGAAAAUAAGCAAGGUUGAGUUCAGUAACUUUUGUCUUAGGAUCUUUGGAAGAGAGAACAUUGCACUACACAAUCAGUUUAUCCGCUCUAUUUUGAAAAAUGCUUGUAAUGCAAAAGUUCCACCGUUAAAGCUUGAUAAUAAGUUUUUGAAGCCUGGAGCAGCGCUUGGUAGUAAUGAGGUUUCAAAUGAUGCUUAUGAGCAAAAUGGAUCACGUGUUUUCUUAAGGCAGUCUUCAAGUCAACCAGGUUUGUCAAAUGGGGACAUUCUGCCAUUAUCUCCUCGAAAGGCCAGAACAGGCUUGCAUGAUCAUAGGGGGCCUGGGGAUCGCGGUAGUACGCUUGGACCAAAUGAAAAAACUAGUUUUACAUUUCAACAAUCAACAACAGAAUCAAAUGAUUUCGAUGUUACUAAGAAAAAUGGUGACUUGAAUCCCCUUGAUGGUCUGAGGCCUGUGCAUCACAAUCCAGAAUGCACACAACGAUCAGAGGAUGAAAGGGAGGCGUCGAGUCAAGAAACAGCUAAACUUUCUUUAACAAAGAGACUACUUCAAGGUCCAGUUUCUGUACAUAACAAACACCAGGUUAGAGGUUAUGGGAAAGAGUUGCAUGCUAGGAAAGAACUACAAGCUCCGCUUGGAGUUCCAUUUUACCCUGUUAGUGUAGGUGGAUCACAUAGAGUAUUGCCUUUGGCAACAGAUAGUAAAUUUGUUAGCUCUUCUAAUUAUGGUGCUUUGUUGGACAACAUAACAUUGAGGGAACGCAUGGAACAGAUUGCUGCAGAACAGGGCCUCGAAGGGGUGGGAAAUGAUUGUGCCAGUCUGGUGAACAAGGGUUUGGAUUCUUACUUAAAAGGUUUAAUCAGAUCUUUUGUUCAACUUUUGGGUGCAAGGUCUGGGCAUGAGCCUACUAAGAUCAGCAAAAAGAAGCAGCCGGCCUAUAUGAAGCCUGUUAAUGGUCUCAGACCAGGACAUCAUUUUCAGGUGAGUAAUGAUAGAUCUCCAGAAGUCAUGCAAGAACAGGUUCCGCACAGCCUAAUAUCAUUGCAAGAUUUUAGGGUUGCUAUGGAGCUAAACCCACAGCAACUUGGCAAAGAUUGGCCAUUGCUGCUGGAGAAAGUAUGUGCUCGUAUCUGAGGAAUAACACAUAUAUGGGGACUUUGUUGUCUUCCGAUUGAGCCUGUAUUGGUCCCUACUGGAUCAGAUGGCACCGUCCUUCCAAGGGUCUUUGUGCUGCCUGGGUUGUUACCUCUCUUAUGGCCCUUUGAACCAGUCAAUAACUGUUAAGGUUGGACUUGUCUCUUGGAAGAUGAUAGGGACCAGAGCCGAGGCUUAUUUGUCUCAGCUGCUUCAGGGCUUAACAUUUGCCAGAAAACCCCCAUUUAUUUGCAAUCACUGAAAGGGACUUGAAAAAGAGAAUCCUUGUUGGUUGCUGUGUUGUAUCAUUAGUAUAAGUACAUCUGAAUAUUUUCUGAAUUCUCUUGUAAUUUAUAGUCAAUAGCAAAUUUAGAACAGUUUUGGAGGAAUAAUUGUAGCAUAGUGCUUUUGUAGAAAGGUGAAACUGAAUGAUGCAAGAGUUCAUGUGUAUCAACUUCAAGUUAAAUAGAUUUUCACCAGUGGCUUAAUCAGCUCACAAUUUCCUUUAUUUUAAA
This is a messenger RNA of Solanum dulcamara, 2893 nucleotides long. RefSeq lists its product as uncharacterized. The record is from RefSeq and is a predicted model, not a curated record. The transcript is spliced from 2 exons. Lineage: Eukaryota; Viridiplantae; Streptophyta; Magnoliopsida; Solanales; Solanaceae. Gene Ontology annotation, cellular component: SAGA complex. The coding region runs from base 1125 to 2378 and encodes 417 amino acids. Gene Ontology annotation, molecular function: transcription coactivator activity. Gene Ontology annotation, biological process: regulation of transcription by RNA polymerase II.